AUGGGGAAGGGCAAGGCCGUGCUUGCGCUACUCGCCAUCAUUGCCGUCAUCGCUGCGAGUCCCCUGCAGGCGUCCCAGGCAACAGCCGCAGAGGUUGGCACGUGGAUGAAGAUCGGCGGCCGCUCUCUCACCUUCAACGCGCUCCGCUGUGCCGCCAUUCCAGCCAGCGGCGGGAGUAGGAGCGUGCAGGUGUCAUGGCAGCAGGAAAACAAGACUUCGUGCACGGCGAUUCAGUUUUUUCGGAGUUCCAGCUGCACGGGGAAGACGGUGGACACUCUCGUGCAAGGCAAGCAGAGGUCCAAGCCCCUCGGCAAGGCAGUCAAAUCCGCCCGCUGCAUCAUUGCUGCCAGCAACCCCACCGUUUCUGCCAGCAACACCACAGCUUCUGCUAGCAACACCACAGCUUCUGCCAGCAACACCACAGCUUCUGCCAGCAACACCACCGCUUCUGCCAGCAACACCACCGCUUCUGCCAGCAACACCACCGCUUCUGCCAGCAACACCACCGCUUCUGCCAGCAACACCACCGCUUCUGCCAGCAACACCACCGUUUCUGCUAGCAACACCACAGCUCCUGCUAGCAACACCACAGCUUCUGCCAGCAACACCACCGCUUCUGCCAGCAACACCACCGCUUCUGCCAGCAACACCACCGCUUCUGCCAGCAACACCACCGCUUCUGCCAGCAACACCACCGCUUCUGCCAGCAACACCACCGCUUCUGCCAGCAACACCACCGCUUCUGCCAGCAACACCACCGCUUCUGCCAGCAACACCACCGCUUCUGCCAGCAACACCACAGCUUCUUCGGAGUACCCCGACGCAGAGAGUUCAAAUGAUAAAUGGAUAGAAAUUUCGUCCAUCACAGUUGUGGGCAGCGACUGGAGGUGCAAGGAGGUGUACUCCAUGUAUGGCCUCACGCUGCAGCAGUUUACCGCCAUGAACCCGGGUAUCGACUGUUCUUCUCUCCUUCCUCAUGGUCGCAAGCUCGCGGUGAAAGAGCUUCUGCCAGCUUGCUCUGCCUUCUACUACGUCCAGCCGAAUGACACAUGCUCGUCCGUGGCUCAGUUUCUCAACAUCACCGAGGAAAGCCUGCAGCAGGUCAACCCCGAUGUUAGCUGCCCGUCUAGCCUUCCCGCGUUCCGCUCUCUCUGUGUGGAGCGCGACCCAACCAUGGCCAGGCCGACAUGUGUGAAUAGGACACUGGUCAGCACAGGGGAGGACUUCCAGCAGGUGGCGGCAUCCAACGGAAUCACCAUGUUGGAACUCUGCAGGCUCAAUUCCUGGAUCUCCUUCCGCGCCUCCAGCUCCAAUGCUGUUCUUAGGAUUUGUGUGGGUGCCUCCUAUCCUGGAGCCUCGGUUUGA
Molecule: messenger RNA, 1365 nt
Organism: Closterium sp. Yama58-4
Lineage: Eukaryota; Viridiplantae; Streptophyta; Zygnematophyceae; Desmidiales; Closteriaceae
Source: the annotation of a GenBank genome assembly